AUGGAGGAGACAGAUAAGAAGACAGAGUUCAGGUUGUACAAUACAAUGAGCAAAACUGUUGAAGUUUUCAACCCCAUUGUUCCUGGCAAAGUUGGCAUGUACGUUUGCGGUGUCACUGCCUACGAUCUGAGCCACAUUGGCCAUGCUCGUGCUGCUGUUGUCUUUGAUGUUCUCUUCAGGUACCUGCAGCACUUGGGUUAUGAAGUUACUUAUGUUCGAAACUUUACUGAUAUUGAUGACAAGAUAAUUAAGCGUGCUAAUGAUCUUGGUGAAGACCCUUUGUCCUUAAGUAAUCGGUUCUGUGAUGAAUAUCUUGAUGACAUGCAAAGCCUGGCAUGCCUCCCUCCUACUCACCAGCCUCGGGUAACUGAACACAUGGAAAAUAUCAAGAACAUGAUAGCUCAGAUUAUGGAAAAUGGUUGUGCAUAUGCUGUUGAAGGAGAUGUGUUCUUUGCUGUUGAUAAGUCCCCAACUUAUGGUCAGUUAUCUGGGAGGAAGUUGGAGGACAACAGAGCUGGUGAACGUGUUGCGGUUGACCAAAGAAAGCGUAAUCCUGCUGACUUCGCUCUUUGGAAGGCUGCAAAGGAGGGCGAGCCGAGCUGGGAUAGCCCAUGGGGUCCAGGAAGACCAGGGUGGCAUAUUGAAUGCAGUGCAAUGAGUGCGCAAUAUCUCUCUUUCAGAUUUGAUAUCCAUGGUGGUGGAAGUGAUUUGAUCUUCCCUCAUCAUGAGAAUGAAGUGGCUCAAAGUAGUGCUGCUUGCAGCGACAGCAAAAUCAAUUUCUGGGUCCACAAUGGGCAUGUCACAAACAACAACUUGAAGAUGUCAAAAUCUUUGGGCAACUUUUUCACCAUCCGUCAGGUUAUCGAAAGGUACCAUCCACUUGCUGUGCGGAUGUUCUUGAUAAGUGCUCAUUACCAUUCUCCACUUAACUAUACCGUCGGCCAGCUAGAGCUGGCUUCUGAGACAGCUUAUUACAUCUAUCAGACGCUGCAUGACUUGGAGAUUGCUAUGUUACCACCUCAAGAUAGCUUGAAGGAGAAAGGUGGUGAAAGCAGUGAUAAGAAGAGUAGCAAGAAGCCUAUCAAGUUUACUGAUGAGGCCGAAAAGUGCAUCGCAAAGCUGAAAGCUCAUUUCCAUGCUAAAAUGUCGGAGGAUUUAAACACAUCACAGUUAUUAACUGGAAAAGAUUUCAAUGAAGCCUUGAAGUACAUAAAUUCCAAUUUGAACCUUCUCAGGAAGCAAAAGCAAAAGCUGAGAUCGUUAGAUGUUUCUCUUGUGGCAGUAGCAAGAGAAGUUGAAUCAGUAUUGAGAAUUCUGGGCUUGAUGCCAACUGUCAGUUAUUCCGAGGUGUUACAGCAACUGAAAGAGAAGGCGUUGAUUAGGGCUGAACUAAAGGAAGAAGAUGUGGCAGCAUUGAUUGAGGAAAGAAGAACUGCGAGAAAAAACAAGGAAUUUGGGAGAAGUGAUGAGAUCAGGGCUGACUUAACAGCAAAGGGAAUUGCACUGAUGGAUGAGGGCAGGGAAACUGUUUGGAAACCAUGUGUUCCUGUUCUGCCUGAAGAAGAAGGUGAAGAGUUAGCAGCAGCGGCAGCAGCAGUGUUAGCAGCAGCUUUGCAAUAG
Linum trigynum is the source of this 1620-nucleotide messenger RNA. The record is from the annotation of a GenBank genome assembly. NCBI's taxonomy places the organism in Eukaryota, Viridiplantae, Streptophyta, Magnoliopsida, Malpighiales, Linaceae.